AUGGCCUUCAGUCCUAUCCCAUUCCCAUGGCCCCAUGGGACUUACGACUCCCAUGCACAGGUCUACCGAAGGGUGACCAAACCCAUCCUCCACGAAGUUUCUCUGAUCGUGCAGCCCGAGCUGAUAGCGAAAAUCCUCAGUAUUGACUAUAUUCGGAUGCACGAUUUCGAUUCUCGUAACUCUAGGACCAAAUAUUCUUUGCAGGAUUAG
Molecule: messenger RNA, 210 nt
Organism: Penicillium waksmanii
Lineage: Eukaryota; Fungi; Ascomycota; Eurotiomycetes; Eurotiales; Aspergillaceae
Exons: 2
Coding region: 1-210 (69 amino acids)
Source: RefSeq, a predicted model, not a curated record